Carassius gibelio (silver crucian carp) is the source of this 6703-nucleotide messenger RNA. Its product is annotated as zinc finger protein GLI2-like. Gene Ontology annotation, cellular component: nucleus. NCBI's taxonomy places the organism in Eukaryota, Metazoa, Chordata, Actinopteri, Cypriniformes, Cyprinidae. Gene Ontology annotation, biological process: regulation of transcription by RNA polymerase II; smoothened signaling pathway. The record is from RefSeq and is a predicted model, not a curated record. The coding region runs from base 341 to 4621 and encodes 1426 amino acids. The transcript has 14 exons. Gene Ontology annotation, molecular function: DNA-binding transcription factor activity, RNA polymerase II-specific; RNA polymerase II cis-regulatory region sequence-specific DNA binding.
AAAACAGAUCACCGGGGGUCUCACAGCACACAGUCGCGCUCACAAACUCUUCUGUUGUUUUUGUUUCCCAAACUUCUCCGAUCCGGUUCCGUGCGCGCGGCGCGCAGAUGAAAACUUCUUUCGUUCUCUCUCAGUGAUGGACCGUAAAAGUUAGAAGCAGCUCCUAGAAGAAACUUUCCGCCUCGGAGCCGCCGUCUGUCGCGCAGAUCUCGCUCGGGGUUUGAUGGAUGUUCGCGGGACGCGCUUCUGUUUUCCGGAGCCACAAAGUUUGCAGUGAAGAAAGAGUUUGAUCGCGCGAGUUUGGAGCUUUGAGUCACUUUUCAGAGCUGAAGACAUCAGAAUGGAGACCAGCGUUCCCACAGAGAAGAAAGACUGUAAGUCGUCUGCUUUGGAUGGAAACGGCUUCAGCGAGCUGCCCAAAAAACCUUCCCCAUCAUCCCUGGCCAGAGGCCCUCAUCACAUCUUCCCGACUUUCCAUUCUCCGAUCCCCAUCGACGUGCGUCAUCACGAGGGGAGAUACCACUACGAGCCCCAUGCGCUCCACGCUCUGCACGGCGCUGCAGGUUUGGGAAGCAGUCCGCUGAUCUCCGACAUCUCUCUGAUCCGUCUGUCUCCGGGAGCGAGCGAGUCCAGCUUCCUCCCGCCGCACACCUACAUCUCUCCACACGUGGAGCAUUACCUUCGCUCGGCUCACAGCAGCCCAACGCUCUCCAUGAUCUCAGCCGCACGAGGACUGAGUCCAGCCGACGUGGCUCACGAGCACCUGAAGGAGCGAGGUUUGUUCGGUUUGCCCCCUCCGCCCCCCGGUGCGACCCCUGCAGACUAUUACCACCUGAUGACGGGCCACCGGACCCCGUACGGAGAGCUGCUGAUGCAGGGGGCCGGAGCCGCUCACCUGCCCGAAUACUUCACUCCGGUGGACGUGUCACGGUUUCCCAGUCCUCGUGUGACGCCGCGCUUGAGUCGGAAGCGAGCUCUGUCCAUCUCUCCGCUCUCAGACGCCAGCAUCGACCUGCAGACCAUGAUCCGCACCUCGCCCAACUCUCUGGUGGCCUACAUCAACAACUCUCGCUCCAGCUCGGCCGCCAGCAGCUCUUAUGGACACCUGUCCGUCGGAGGCAUCAGUCCGUCGUUCCCGUUCCCACACUCCAUUAAUCCGGUGGCGUAUCAGCAGCUGUUGUCCCAUCAGAGAGGGCUCAGUGCGUUCGGACACACGCCUCCGAUCCUCCAGCCGUCUCCCAUGUUCUCCAGCAGACCCCCGCUGAGCCUCUCCUCGCUGCAGACGCCCGCCUCCAGCGACCCCGAGACCAGGAACACAAAUGGCGACUCUGCAGUCAGCAGCACGGUAAACCCACUGAACAACAAGAGGUCAAAGGUCAAGACCGAGUCGGACGGGCCGCGACCUGCGUCGCCUUGCUCUCCGGACCAUCCGGGCGGCGCAGUGGACCUGAAGGAAGACUUGGACGACUGCAAACAGGAGGCUGAGGUGGUGUACGAGACCAACUGCCACUGGGAGGGCUGCAGCAAAGAGUACGACACGCAGGAACAGCUGGUGCAUCACAUCAAUAACGAACACAUCCACGGGGAGAAGAAGGAGUUCGUGUGCCGCUGGGACGAGUGUUCACGCGAGCAGAAGCCCUUUAAAGCGCAGUACAUGCUGGUGGUUCAUAUGCGCAGACACACUGGAGAGAAACCACACAAGUGCACUUUCGAGGGCUGCUCUAAGGCGUAUUCUCGCCUGGAGAAUCUGAAAACACACCUGCGCUCACACACCGGAGAGAAACCCUAUGUGUGUGAGCACGAGGGCUGCAACAAGGCCUUCUCCAACGCCUCGGACCGAGCCAAACACCAGAACCGCACACACUCCAACGAGAAACCCUACGUGUGUAAGAUCCCGGGCUGCACGAAGCGCUACACCGAUCCCAGCUCGCUCCGGAAACACGUCAAAACCGUCCACGGCCCCGAAGCUCACGUCACCAAGAAACAACGCGGCGACCUGCCAUCCCGACCUCAUCCGCCCAAGGAAAAUGGAGAGAACGAAGCGGGAGCCAAACUUUUAGGCCGGACGGCGGAGGAGAAACUCGAAGCCAACAGCACGACUAGAGGAGUCGAGGACUAUCUGCAGGUCAAGUCCAUAAAAACGGAGAACUCUAUGAUGUAUCAGUCCAGCCCUGGUGGUCAGUCAUCAUGUAGCAGCGAGCCGUCACCACUUGGCAGUGCCUCCCACCAUGACGGUGGAGUAGAGCUGACGGGACUCAGCGGGGGCAGCAUGGGAGAUCUGAGCGCUCUGGAUGACGUGCCCCUUGUGGAUUCAACCGUCUCCACAGGAAUGUUAGGCCUUCAUCUUAGGAAGAACGCUAGCCCUGCUUACAGACUCAUGCACCUGAAGCAGGAAAAGCUGAAGCUGGUGAGGGACUCGUGCUCCUGGGUAAACCCAACUCCUCCUGCCCCCUGCACCAAGCUGCCACCCAUCAAUACCGGUUCUUUAUUGGAAGGUUCUAGCGGUCUGAUUGAUCCAGGGCUUUCCAUCUCCAGCCCACACCUGGGUGACCUUUGUCCCGGGGAGACGACAGUUCUGAGUCAGUUGGUGGAGCGUCGUGAUAGCCUCGCCAGCACCACGAGCUCGGCUUACCUCCUCAGCCGUCGUUCAUCGGGAAUCUCGCCAUGCUAUUCCAGUCGUCGGUCCAGCCAAACCUCGCAACCUGGUGGCCGUCUUAACAACAUCAGCUCUACUGGCUCCUACGACCCCAUUUCCACCGAUUUGUCUAGAAGGUCCAGCGAGGCCAGCCAAUGUGGAGGACUCCCCAGUCUACUCAGUCUGACUCCUGCCCAACACUACAGACUCAAAGCCAAGUAUGCUGCUGCAACAGGAGGCGCUCCACCCACCCCUCUUCCUAAUAUGGACUGCAUGAGUCUAAGGACUCGGAUGGCCCUGUUAGGGGAUUCCCAUGAAACGGCCACUCUCCCUAUGCAUCCCCCUUCAGUUCCCAGAAGGUGUAGUGACACCAGCUAUGCUAACCGUAGCAUCUUGCCCCAUGAGGUGACAGGAAACAUCACUCGAAGAGCGAGCGACCCAGUUAGAAGAGUAGGCGCAGAGCAGCAUUCCCUCCAGCAACGUUACAACGGCUCGUCCUAUCAGUCGUUACACCCUCUUGCAUCCAGUCGACACUUUUCGCAAAUCAACACCCUGUCUGAGGGUAAUGUAAACCACCACAUGUAUCCACCCCGACCUCCAAGCAUUUCUGAAAAUGUGGCGCUAGAAACCGUGGCGAGUGAAAUAGACAAUGGUCUUGAUGAUGCAGUGAUGUUGCCUGAUGAUGUCACUCAGUACCUUACAUCUCAAAAUAAAGAUUCUGUCCAACAUGCUGCGACAGCGUACCGCCACCACCCUGGACAGAGCAUCCACAGCUUUGGCUCCCCGCAGGAGUCCCAUUACCAGAGACGCCUAGCCUUGGUGGAGGGCAACUUGAAUGCCGUAACACGUCAAACUGCAGCUCCGAGUUCCCAGCAGACGUUUCCAGGUUCCCCCAGUGACACUAAGAGCCAGAUGCCGGUGCAGUGGAAUGAGGUCAGUUCAGGGACAGUCGAUUCAUCUCACAGCCAAACCAAGCAGGGAUCAGGGCGGGGAAACCUCACCGCACUCCAACAAAAACAAAACCUCAGCCCUUUUCUGAGCGUCAGCUCCAACCAACAAGUUGGGCUGAUGAGUCACAACCUCGCUAACGCUGCCCAGCAGAAUCACGUGCAACGGAAUAACGAGUUUAAUUCCCAGAGGAUCAACCAGAAGCAACCACUACGCCCAGCUAACACAGAGCAGGUGAACUUUCUGUAUGGUUACCAUCAGGGCUCUGCUUUGAAUGACAUCAGUGUAGGUUUGUUGAGCCCAUCUGGUAAAACGCUGACGGCACAGCCUGGCAGCAUCCAGAAUAACAGGGUACGAGCUAGUCAAAGCAAUGCCACUUUUCCAAAUAAUCAGGGAAAUUAUUCCCAGAUGAGCAUCAACCAACAAGGCUAUGGCAUUCCGGCCCAGAAUCCAAUGCUGAACGGAAACCACGGACUGCUACAGCCAAGGCCGCCCACAGAACCUAAACCCUACAGUGGGCAGCUCUCAGCGCCAACAACAACUGCAGCGCAGCAACUUUGUUACCCACAAUCCAACUUUAGCCCUACGUAUGACACCUCCGAGGCCAGUUCCAAAAAAUCAGCUGACGUGGGUGUUAACAGCACAAAUACCAACGGCAUGUUCUACACUGGGCAGAUUCACAUGUUCCAUUCCAGCAGUCUGGGAAUGGCGGAUGCAGAGUGCGCAGCUAUGGUCGCAAUAGGCUCCCCUGAAACAAAUCAGGUCUCCAGCACAGUGGAUUCAAACGGAGAAGAGCAUCCACAGAUCGACUUUGAUGCUAUGCUGGAUGAUGGCGACCACUCCAGCCUCAUUUCCGGAACUUUAAGCCCCACCCUCCUCCGCAGCCUAUCCCAGAAUUCCUCUCGUCUCACUACGCCCAGGAACUCAGUGACGUUGCCUCCGGUACCUGCAGGAAUCGGCAACAUGGCCAUCGGAGACAUGGGCUCCAUGCUGACUGCCCUCGCAGAGGAGAACAAGUUCCUCAAUAUGAUGUCAUAGGAAAAACAGCAAGCACACGAUUUAAAGAGAAGGUUUUUAAAGUGUAUGACUUUGAACAAGGACAUAAUAUUGCGUAAACAUUUUACAUGCUUUUUAAAAGUGUAUUGUUAUGUAUAGUAUUAGUUUUUGUCCUUUUGUUUUGUUCAAGAAGCCAUACUUUGCCUUAGACCAGUGUAUGUACAGCACAUAUGAACAGACAGAGAAUUUGAUAAGCGACAGUCCUGUAUUUUUAUACGACUUCUGAAUUGACGACAUGAACACAGGAACAAGUGCCUCGCUGUGCACGAGCACAUGCAGGAAUUUCAUUACUCUAGCAGAACGGGACUGUGUCUUAUCGAGAGGUUUUGUAUAUUCUGUAAAUUAAAUGUAAUAUUAUGCUUCCUAUCCUUGUUUUUACUAGACAGGAGAGAGGUCCCAAGUGAACGUGCAGAUAAAAUAUUAUGAAACAUUAUGAAAGUGUGGUUCAGAUUCAGAAAUCACAAAUUUUUGUUUUGAUUUACUGACGACCUGAAUGGACUCACAGGAACAUAACAGCGCUUUAAAGAGAUUGCAUUCCUCAAGUCUGAACCGAACUCAACACAAACUGAUUAUAUUGAACUGUUGAACUCAAUAUACAGAAACUGUCCUGUUGUACACAGAUUCAUUUAACAAGGCUGGAUCAUGUAGAUAUCUUUUGUACAUUUUUUAUGAAAUACAAUAUUGUUGUUUUUCUACUACAGUGUUGUUUGCUUCUUCAUUCUAGAUGCAAGGCAUUUGUGAAGAGUUUAAUGCCUUAAGUUUAGAUGCAUUGCAUUCAGUGUACUUUCCCUGGGAAUCAUUGCCUUUGUUAACACCAUGCAUGAGCUACAGGAAAUGAGUUUUUGGACCUUCCUAGUUCUUGUGAUGACAGUGUUUGAGUAUUGAUGGAUGUAGAACGUAAAUGCUGGUAAUGCAUUGCUCUUACAUGUUGGCCAAGUUGGGCAAAAACAAGUUGGGCAACAGUCAUGUGACUUUAGAAAUAGUUUUUUUAGUUUUUGUUUGAGAGUGGGCUGCUUUAAGAACACUGAAUGUACGUCGUAUGCAUACUGAGUAGGUUCUGGAGUAAACCACCAUGUUUUCUCAAAUGAACAGUGGCAGACUGACCUCAGAGGAGCGACUGCAUAAACCACAUAAAACACACACUUGAAGAAGGAAACGGUCCUGGGACGAGGUCUUCGGAGGAAAAGCCUCAGGAACAAAUGGUUUUAUUCUGACAGUGAAUUCAGCCGAGGCCUCGUUUGAUCUCCUGUUUCUGAUAGCUGAAAUUUCGUAUUCUCUCUGAGAAAUGAAAGAGCCGGGAAAAUAGCCUUAGGAGGAAUAGCCAGAGGAUGAGAAAGAAAAAGAAAAAAUGGGGGGAAAAAGCGUUGAAGUCUGAGAGCGGACAAAAGGGAAAUUGCCAGAGCGCAUACAGAGGGUUGAAAGGCAUUGUAAAGACGCGACCCUAGUGACCUUCUGAGAGAUCUGCAUUUGCCUUAAAUGAUAUAAGACAGUUAAAGUGUGCAUGCUAUCUAGAGCAAUUUGUUUAGAAAAAUGAGACUAAUUUUAAUCAAAAAUUUAAUUUUGAAUGUUUUUUUAUUUUUUUACAAAAUUUUCUGACAUGCUAUUGAUUGCUUUGGACUUCAAAACACUUUUGCAGUAAAGGUCUAUGGGGCAAGAAUAAUAGAUUUUUAAGCAAUUAAAAGCAUUUUUCUGUAUAGAUGAACUUUUGGUUAUGUGUUUCUGACGUUAUUCCCAAAGAAGGAUUGUCUUUAAGUGUUGUGUUACGUCACAUCAUUUUUGUAUCCUUACAUUUAAAAACCCUUUAUGAGUUAUUUCACCAAAGAAUGGAAAUGUGUCCAUCUUCUAAUUAGUCUCGAAGCAUUCUAGGUGUAUGUUAUUUCCUCUUUCAGAAUAAUCCAAUCAUAGUUAUAUUAAAAAUUGUACUUGCUCUUCCAUGCCUUUCAAUGGGGGCAAACAGGUGAAAAAAGGAAUGGUAAACGAGUGCUUCCUGGACUCCAAAAUUGGUUAAAAUAGUUUUUGUAAAAUAAAUAUGCAUAAUUCAAACAUAAUAAAAACUUUUUUCUC